CACUCAUCAACGCAACGGAGCCGCGGCGCGGUACCCGUCGACGUCCAAAAAUGGCGUUCCUCGCGGCGUAGCUCGCCGAAGUCCGCGUAGCCGGCGCUCACCGACGUCGUCGUGAUCCGCGCUCGAGCUCGCCGACCGAUCUGCUGGACCCGGUGGACCUGGCCAGCGGGCGCCACUACGAGGAACAGCCGACGUACUCGAGAAUGCAAUCGACCGAACAGUUGCGACCGGAGCAGCUGGUGGGCCUGGUGGCCCGCUCAGCUGAGGGAACGGCCGCCAAGGGGAUGCCGAUCAAGGGCCACGAGGACCUCUGGGUGGAGAUCCAGGCCAACACCUUCCGCAACUGGGUGAACGAGCACCUGAAACACGCCAGCGACGUGGGCGGCGGACCCGUGCUGGACCUCGCCGAGGACUUCAGGGACGGCACGCGUCUUUGCGCCUUGGUCGAGGUGCUCACGCAACGUCGUCUACCGCGGUGGAACCCCAGGCCGGCGAAUCAGCACCACCACCUGGAGAACGUGUCCACGGCGUUGCAGGCCAUCGAAGCCGACGGUGUGAAGCUCGUCAAUAUCGGUAACGUGGACAUCGUAAACGGUAACCUGAAGCUGAUCCUGGGCCUGAUAUGGUCGCUGAUUGUGCGCUAUCAAAUAGGCAAAUCCAAGUUCCCGCCGAGGAAACUCAUGCUCGCAUGGCUCAAGGCUGUCUUACCGGAAUGCAGAGUCAAUAACUUCACGACCGACUGGAACUCCGGCGUGUACCUGAGCGCGCUUUUGGACUACUGCAACCCCGGCCUGUUCCCUCAUUGGCGACAGCUCGAUCCGAACGACAGCGUUUAUAAUUGCCGCAAGGCUAUGGAGAUGUCGAAACGGGAGUUCGAUAUUCCCAUAGUGUUGGAGCCGGACUACCUCGCCUCGCCGUACUUGGACGAGCUCUCGGGAAUGACCUACUUAUCGUACUUCAUGAAGGAAGGCUCGCCGGGCUUCCACGCAACGCUACGAUGGGUCAAUUCGCAAUUAUCACAUACCUCGAUACGGAACUUCACGACGGACUGGAACGACGGUAGAGCACUGUGCGGAAUCGUCCGAAAUCUAGGUGGCCCGGCGCCACCCUACGAGAAACUCGACACCGACCCUUCCAUGUGGGAACACAAUUUACAAAUGGGUAUCGACGGCGGCAAGAAACUGGGCGUGGAGCCUAUUCUGAAAGCGAAAGAUAUGGCGGACCAGAAUGUAGAGCAUUUAGGCGUAAUGGCAUACGCCGCGUACUUUCAGUGGGUGAAGCCUCGCCCUCAGGCGAGCCAGCAGAUUGCCGUACACAUCGACAGCACAUCCGCCAGAGCGCAACAGCCGGCACACUUUAAGCUAGAGAUGCUGACCAAAGAUGCAAACGCGAGAGAAGUGCGCGGCGAGAUCAUCAGCCCCAGCGGACGUGUCGAGUGCAGGCUCACGUGGAACGGAGUUCACGGAAAAGGCACUUUUGUGCCUACGGAAGUCGGCAUGCACAAGCUGAUGGUAUACAACGACGGCGAGCUGGUGAACGGGUGUCCUUAUUACUUCAGGGUCUUGCCGCCCCUAACGAAAAUCAAAUCUCCGGGCAUGGAUCCUUGCGCCAUAGGGUCUAUCGUCGAGGUUCUAGUCAAUAGUUACGGAACUAGUCAUGAUGGUAUCGACGUGACCGCAUGGUCGCCGACCGGCAGAUCAUUGCCGUGCCCCGUCAAAGAAAACGACGGCGUACACACGGCAACUUUUCAGCCCGACGAGACGGGGGAAUGGAGCAUCGCGAUAACGCAUAAAGGAAAUCACAUACAAGGCGGCCCUUUCACUUGCUUCGUGUUCGACCCUAACGGAAUCAAGCUCUUGGACACCGACGGCGCCAUGCCCGGACAACCGUUUUCCUUCAUCGUCGACGCGAGAGGGACCGGCGGGCUCGGCGACGUGAUCAUCGACAUAGUGCAUGAUAAACAGUCAGUGACUUACAGGAUGGAAGACUUUGGUCACAUGCAGUAUCGCGUAUCCUUCGUUCCCGGCGAUGCCGGCAAGUACAGGGUGUACGUGUACUUCAACGGUUCGGACGUGCGCGGCUCACCGUUCUCUAUACGAGUAGGCACGCAGAAGGGCUCCAAACGGUCGAAGGAGUCCACGUCCAGUCUGGAGCGAUCGAAGGUGUCGUCUCUGGAGCGACGGAUGAAUGGACUGAACGUCUCUGCGACGGAGAGGUCCAGCCCGACUCAGAAGAUCUACACGUCUACCGCGUAUAAGUCUAUCAGUCCGACGCAGCGUGGUUACUCGCCCGUCCAUCAGACCAGCCCGACCUACAAGACGUCCAGCGGCAACUACGUCAACGAGAACUCCAGCAGCUCGAUGUACCACAGCACCAGUUCUCUCAACCGCACUCGUUCGCCGAACCUCAAUCACAGUCCUGUGCAAAGAAACGUGCACAGUCCGUCAGUGCUGAAAGAGACGAAGGAGAUCUACAGUAGCAACAGCAACGUAUACAAUCAGCACUCAAGGUCACCAAAUCUGCAGAGUCCCAGCUUCAUCAAGGAAUCUAAAGACAUCUACUCGUCCAGCACACUCAACAGAUCGCGUUCGCCGAACCUGAGCCCGACUACGCCGCUCGGUUCGCGUCAUUCUCCGAUUAUCAAAGAGUCCCGGAACAUCUAUAGCUCAGAAUCUCUAAAGAGAUCGCGUUCUCCGACCCGCAGUCCUAUGAUGUACCGAAGCGCCACACAGAGUCCAGUGAAUCGCAGCUUCAGCCCGCGCAGCGGCGACAAGGACAACGGUGUUGUGGACACCAGCAGCAACGUACGAGUGUCGUCGAUGGUCGGCGGCACUUCCAGACGUGAUUCCUGGGACGCUAUCGCCAAGACGCGUUCGUUGCUGUCAUACGGCAGUCUGGAGUCCUUGGCGAAUCUGACCAACAAUUCGCCGAACGCCGACAAUGCCGGCGCCGGAAGUCCGAAUAAUUUCCUCAAUAAUAAUUAUAAGAACGCACAGAGCUAUUCCACCACCACCACCACCACCACCGCCAACAAUACCACGAAGAACAUGACGUCGCACACCACGACGAGUUACUCGACUCUACAGAAAUCGUCGAGUCCCGACUACGGUACAGGGCAGAAGUACAGUAACGAUGGUCAGCAGCACACCCGCACGCAUGGCAUCCUGAAGAACAAGAAUAACAACUAUUAUGGCAACAACAAGGGCGUAGACACGACGGACACAGCUGCGCACGAUCGCUACCUGAAUAACGGCAGUUCCGUCUAUGUGUCGACGCCCGCAUCGACCGGCAAGGGCUCGGUCAUCGCUACCGGAAGCGCGCUGGAAACGCUGCCGGUGCACCGGCCAACCACUUUCAGUAUCGCUUCCGCCGUGGAUCCCAAUAAGGUGUCCGUCACCGUCACUGGUCCAAACGGCAAGAGCGUGCCGGUACAAAGAUGCCGGUCAAAGCUGCGAGGCUUGACAUAUACCAUUACCGCUGAAGAAGUCGGCGAGCACGUGAUCCAAGUUCUCGUGAACGGCCAACAUAUUAAGGGAUCUCCCUUCAGGUCACAAGCGUAUAACGCCCGAGCUAUACAAGUUGGGAACAUCCCGAACGGAGUGGUGAACCAGCCUGUGGAAUUUGAAAUCGAUGGAUCGAGAGCCGGCUCCGGAAACUUGGAAAUCCUCGUGAACGGAGGUCACGUUACCAGUUUCGUGAGAGCGCUAGGCAGUCAGCGUUUCUUGGCAUCGUUCGUGCCACAUGAAGCGGUCACGCAUUUAGUGGAGAUGACGUUCAACGGCGAAGUUAUUCCUGGAUCACCUUGGCGAGUCGGCAUAAUGCCCGCACCGAAGAUGUCAGUCAUCGGUGAUUCCAUCAGGCUGGUUCCUGCUGGUAGUCCUGCUCUCUUCGAGCUGUCCGCAUUAGGCUUCAGGAGCAGUGAGAUUGACGUGCAAAUUAUAACACCCUCGAAGAGACACAUUCCCGCGAGGAUCGAUGAGGAGCCAGGACGAUCCGGCGAAUUUCGCGUCGAAUUCACGCCGACUGAAGUGGGUAGUCACCUCGUGGAAGUCAGCAUCGCGGGACAAAAGCUACCGGCAGGGCCGCUCGUCGCCAAGGUCUACAAUAGCAGUUUGAUCCAGGUUACUGACGUACCUAGCGCCGUGGUAGGUCAUGCCUGUCAAUUCAGAGUGGAUGCCAGCGCUGCUGGGGAAGGCCAACUGGAGAUCUCCAUAAAUGAAGGCGAGGUGCCCAAUCACGUGCAAGUAGUGGGUGGCGGCCGUUGUCUCGUAUCUUUCACGCCUGAAGUCGCGAAACCGCAUUACAUCGACAUCAAGUUUAACGGAGAAGCGGUACGCGGAUGUCCUUUCGUCUGCAACGUCUCGGACACGAGCAGAGUCACGUUAAGUUUGAAUCAUUUGGAGUUAAUCCCCGUCGAUCAGCCCGCCAGUUUUCACAUGGGAGUUGACGGAAGCGGAAGCGCGGAGCUCGCGGUUUCCGUAAGGGGACCGAACAAUGAACUGCCGGUUAAAGUAACCGGUGACAUAAGCAGCGGUUUCACCGCGGAGUUUAUACCAAGGGACGUAGGCGUGCACUCAAUUAGUGUGGAAUAUAACGGCUACCCCGUGAACGGCACGCCGUUCUUAGCCAAGGCUUUUAACGCGGACAAAGUGCUAAUUGGGCCAGUAGCCAGAGGCAGUGUCGGCCAACCAACCCACUUCACUGUCGACGCGAGUCAAGCUGGCGAAGGAAACCUGGAGAUCACAAUCUCUGCUCGUGGCCAAAAUAUACCAACGCAAGUGACUCCGCAGGGGAACGCACGGUUCUCCGUCAGCUUUGUACCAUUCGAGGCGUGCGAGCACGUGAUCAACAUCGCCUUCAACAAGAAGACUGUGCCGGGCUACCCCAUAGUGACGCGUGUAGGUGGUGAUAGCCACGUAACUGUGAGUGGGCAGGCGUUAAGCAGCGCUGGAUUAGGACGGCAAAGCUAUCUUACCGUCAGUAACGUUGCCGGUAGCUUGGAGGAUUUAGAAGUUAAUGUUGAAGGACCCAAUGGACAGGCCGUACCUGCUCAGGUCACUGACAACAAAGACACGACAUGCAGCGUGGCCUUCACACCGAGAGUCGUCGGAGAACACCGUAUAUCGGUGAGCCAUCGGAACAUUCCGGUGGUCGGCAGCCCCUUCAGCUGUAAGGUGUAUGACGUCACCGCGAUUAAAGUGAAGGAUGCCAAGCGAGGCGUCAUCGGAAUGCCCGUGACUUUCUUGGUCGAGACUAGUCAGGCGGGACCAGGAAACCUCGAGGUCACCGUGAACGGCGGACGAGUGCCAACAUCGGCACAGGCUCAGGGUCCUCACACAUACGCGAUUUCUUUCACUCCGCGUGAGCCAAUCGUGCACACCGUGGACUUGCGGUUCAACGGAGAGGAUGUGCCUGGCAGUCCGUUCAGUUGUCAGGUCAGCGAUACCGCGAAAGUGCUGAUAACCGAAGGACUCGAGAAAGUAUCUGUGAAUCGUGUCGCGACCUUCACAAUAGAAGCCGACGCGUCUUUCGGGACACCGGUCGUCGAGGUGCUGUCUCCCACCAGAGAGAGUUUACCCGUACACAUUAAGCAAAAUAGUCACGGCACUUACACCGCUGGAUUUACACCGAAAGACGUUGGCGACCACAGCGUUGAAGUGAAACUCAGCGGCUCGCAUGUGGAAGGUAGUCCAUUCCUCGUCAAGGCUUAUAAUGCUGACAAAGUUAAAGUGACGGAUAUAAAUAGUGGCGUCGUCGGGAAACCGGUGUUCUUCAGCAUUAAUGCCAGUCAAGCCGGAGCGGGAAACUUGGAGAUCAUAGUCGCAGUGAACGGCAAGAAUGUCCCGAAUUACGUGCAAAGCGAGGGCAACGCCAAGUUCAGGGUCAACUUUAAGCCGCAGGAAGCCGCCGUGCACAGCCUUAGCGUUCGUUUCAACGGAGAACCGGUUCCAGGUUCACCGUUCAGUUGCAAGGUGGUAGGCGCGGGUCAAGCGGUGAUCUCCGGUCACAAUCUAAAGAUGAGCGCCGUGAAGCGACUGGUGUCCUUCACUGUGGAUCCGCAAGCCCCAUCCAUGAAUUGCGACGUUAUUGCGAUGCCACCGUCGGGUAUCGCUCUGCCUAUCACUAUCGAGCCCAUCGACGGCAAGUACAAUGUGAGCUUCGUCCCUACAGAGGUCGGCAGACACAACGUCAGCGUCUUGAUAGACGGAGAAUCGAUCAAGGGAGCUCCGUUCGCGUGUAAUAUUUACGACGUGACUAAGGUUCACGUGUCGGGUCUUAUGGAGGCGUUGCUGGGUCAGGCGACCACGUUCACCGUCGACGCCGCGGAAGCCGGCGAAGGAACCCUCGAGCUGGUAGUGAGCACAGAAAAUAACACGGUUAAAGCCGAGGUCGUGGCCUGCGCACGCGGACUGUAUGACGUUACGUUCGUGCCGCAAACGACGAGCACUCACUAUGUUAACAUCAGUUUCAACGACGAUAAUGUUCCAGGGAGUCCGUUCAAAUGUCCUGUCGUUAGUGGCAUGUUACACGGUCCAUCGAUGGUUCGAGUUGGUAACACAGCUUACAUCGAUCUGGACAUGUCCGACUUGAAUGGUCCUGUAGCGGCGGAGGUUACCGGCCCAGACGGAAUAAUCAUCCCGUGCACGUUAACAAAAUUAUCAUCCAGCUUGUACCGCGUGGAAGUUCGAACACGACAAGUAGGGACCUAUAAUAUAAUAUUCAACGACGGACAUAAGGUAGUCAGUUCACAAACACUUCAAGCCUUCGAUCCCGGCAAAGUUUCCAUCAAGGAAGUGGCAGAUGUAGUGUGUCAUCGACCCGGAACCAUUUUAGUCGUCGCGUCGAAGGAAGCCGGUCCCGGCAAGUUGUCGGUCAAUGUGCGCGCUGGCGGUGCGGACGUGGACAGUUUGGUGAGAGAGGGAGACAAUGGUAUCUACGAGAUUGUGUUCCAUCCUACGCGUGCCGCGCCUCACAGAGUUCACAUAAAGUACAACGAGGUUCAUAUUCCAGGGAGUCCACUGGACGUGACAGUGCGUGGUCCUACCGGAGGACGAGAAGUGACGGCGACAGGAUUGGGCUUGUAUCAAUCAUGCGUCGGCAAAGUGACGUCGUUCACGAUUGAGACCCUCGGACGCCCGGGCAAAGAGUUCGACGUCGUUAUCAGCGGUCCGCAGGGUAACGCUGUGCCUGUACGUUGUUACCAGCAUCGCGACGGCAAUUUGCUCGCCGAGUUCACGACGAAUUCUGUCGGUACGUACAAGAUCGACGUGCUGCAAGGAGCCAAGCCCGUAUUGGGCUCGCCGUUCUUCUGCCAGGCCUUCGACGCUGCCAAGGUGAAGCUUCAGGAGCUAGGUCCCAUGACGAUUUCAGUUCACGACCACAUCGCCUUCAAACUGAUGAAAGCCGAUGCCGGCAUGGCCGACCUGGACGUGACGGCGACUAGCCCAUCAGGCCAGGAGAUCCCGUUGCAAGUGACUCCACUCAACGACGGCGCCGAGAUGAUAGAGUUCUCGCCCAGCGUGCCCGGCACUUACAUGAUCAACGUCACUUACGGUGGGUGCUCUGUGCCUGGAAGUCCAGUGGUAUGCACCGUCGACGCAGCAGGCCAGGCACGCGCGAAAGGCGAGGGUUUGCUGAGCGGUCACGUAGGUAAACCGGCGCAUUUCAUCGUCACCGGCACAAGGAGUCCACCGGCGGUUCAGGUAGACGGCCCGGACAGUGUUUCCAAGGCCACUAUUGAAGCCGGUGCUAAUCCGGGCACGUGGAACGUGUCGUAUGUGCCGACCGAAGUUGGCGUGUUCGACAUAAGAGUCGUCUCCGCUGGACAACAACUGCCGGGAUCUCCUUGGCAUCCGAAGAUCAUAGACACACGGAAUCUUCGAGUUAUCGGUGGGUGGUCCGCUGUGUGCGACGACAUAGGUCGUUUGAAAUUACAUCCUUCGAACAAGAUCAGUUUCGACACUGCAGAGGCCGGGCCCGGCGAAAUCAGUGGGACUAUCGGCGAUCAUCCGCUGGGCUUCGAGAUGUCAUCCAACAACAGGUUGAAGCUCGUUCCGCCACAAAUCAGCGGCGGCGAACAUCGACUAGAGAUACUCUUCAACGGCACACCGUUUCCCGGCGCGCCGAAGCUCGCAGUCGUCCAGGAUUUGGAGCCACCGGUGCAGGACACAAGUCGAGUGUUGCUGAAAGGACGAGGACUCACGUCGGCCAAGUGCGGCGAGGAAGUCAGUUUCACCAUAGACGGCUCUCAAGCCGGCAACGGAACCCCGAAAGUCCAACUGUUCUCACCUACAAGCGAGCUCAAUGUCAUGUUACAACAUCUAGGCGACAGCGUUUAUCGCGCGAGCUACAUACCGUUAACGCCGGACCCACUGCUGAUGACCGUCUCGUGGAACGGAAGGCAGUUGAAAGGUUGUCCCCUGCAAAUUAACGUUACGAGCGCGGCUGACGCGUCCAGAGUCGUCUGUUCCGGGGACGGACUGAAGCACGGGGUCGUCGGGCAAGAAAUUCGGAGCUUCAUCGAUACUAGAAGAGCUGGACCAGGCGAGUUAACGGCACACUGCGUCGGGCCGCAUAAGGUAGCAUACUGCGAGCUGUACGAUCAUGGCGAUGCUACUUUCACAUUGAAUGUGAAACCUCAAGAAGCGGGACGACAUGCAUUAACAAUCAAAUAUGCCGGAGAACACGUCCCUGGAUCUCCAUUCACGCUGCGGGUCUCUGGUGCUCCGGAUGCUUCAAAGGUGCGCGUUUACGGUCCGGGAAUCGAACACGGUGUGUUAGCAACCUUUCAGUCACGAUUUAUCUGUGACACACGAGGCGCUGGCGCCGGCCAACUCACGGUGAGGGUGCGAGGACCUAAAGGAGCGUUCAGGGUGGAGAUGCAGAGGGAAACGCAGAAAGACCGAAUCAUUCUCUGUCGGUACGAUCCGACGGAACCCGGCGAUUAUAGAGUGGAGGUUCGUUGGGCCGGCGUGCUCGUGCCGGGCUCUCCGUUUCCGGUUAAAAUCGUCGACACGCAGGACGAAUUAUUAAUGCUCACACAGGGUGGAGAUAAUUAUUCGACAGGCCAUCAUACUAUCACAUCGUGGCGUGGAUCGCAAGCUAUACUGUAGAGACGCCGAGUCUAACAUUGUUAUUAUUUUGUAUGGACUAAUAUAUUCCAUAAUAUAUAAUAAUUAUUGUAACUUAUGUAAACAUUUUCAAUAAACACAACAUUCGGCAGUUA
This is a messenger RNA of Odontomachus brunneus, 9226 nucleotides long. RefSeq names its product filamin-A (gene jbug). NCBI's taxonomy places the organism in Eukaryota, Metazoa, Arthropoda, Insecta, Hymenoptera, Formicidae. The transcript has 40 exons. The record is from RefSeq and is a predicted model, not a curated record. Gene Ontology annotation, biological process: actin cytoskeleton organization. Gene Ontology annotation, molecular function: actin filament binding. Bases 204 to 9113 code for a protein of 2969 amino acids.